Molecule: messenger RNA, 821 nt
Organism: Thermothielavioides terrestris NRRL 8126
Lineage: Eukaryota; Fungi; Ascomycota; Sordariomycetes; Sordariales; Chaetomiaceae
Exons: 4
Source: RefSeq, a predicted model, not a curated record
UGUUACACGCAGUUGUGGGACACCUGUGGCCACCUGUGGCCAACUGUGCAAGUGUGGGCCUACUGGGCCCCACAACAGCACUGGGCCCCACAACAGCACUGGGCCCUGCAACAGUGCACAGGCCACCACACUCCUGUAUUUAGGAGGGCACUUGCCCGCAUCUCACACUCUUGCAAAAAACAGACGAUCUUGCACUCCUUCCGAAGCUCCUGCUUGGUUUGAGUGCGCCGCUGCUUUGGCUGACGAGGCCGGGCAGCACCCACUUUGUUUGUAUAACAAGUGGUGCCCACUACUGAACUCGAACCUGUGCGAUGAACUAUAAGACUCCUUUGUGUUCAUCAACAGUGUGCCCGAGCAGUACCGCGUCAUGUGGCUUAGGCAACCACAUGCGGGCGCAGGUGCCCCGAGUGCCCUGCCAGGAAGCACUUAUGGUUUUGCUUACUUGGGUGGUCUCUAAGUAUUGCGAAGCCCUCGAGCUCCUAAGACCUAACCUAGAGGUCGAUAUCCAGGGCAACAACGUCAAUCGCGACCUUCAACACUUCCUCCCAAAGACCAUGUCAAUCGCAACCACUUUUUCCAAGACCUCGUCGCCCUGGCCCAGCUCCCAUCCUUCCAACCGGCAACAACGUCAAUCGCAACCUCUUUCCAAAACCUCGUCGCCCCGGCCCGGCUCCCAUCCUUCCAACCGCUCCAACCUCCGACCGAUCAAUCGCUCCAAUCGAUCGCCCCAGCCAGUCGCCCCGAUCAAAGAACCUGACUGGCCAGUCGCCCCAAUCAAGGAACCCAACAGCACUGGGCCCCACAACAGCACUGGGCCCCGC